Molecule: messenger RNA, 1317 nt
Organism: Aspergillus tubingensis
Lineage: Eukaryota; Fungi; Ascomycota; Eurotiomycetes; Eurotiales; Aspergillaceae
Product: acyl-CoA dehydrogenase
Exons: 3
Coding region: 1-1317 (438 amino acids)
Cellular component (GO): mitochondrion
Molecular function (GO): acyl-CoA dehydrogenase activity; flavin adenine dinucleotide binding
Source: RefSeq, a predicted model, not a curated record
AUGGCGUCUAUUACCCGUGCGUUGCGGCCUUUGUCGCGCACUGCUACCUCCGCCCGCCUUAUCGCAAGACCACCGUUGUCGGCCAGGCUAGCUGUGAGCAGCACCCAUGCGUUUUCCACCACCUCCCGCCGGCGGGAUGUCGACCUGUCCGGACUGACGCCCACCCCGAUCACCUUCCUCUCCGAAACAGAGUCCUUAAUGUCCGAAUCCGUCAAUAAGUUCGCUCAGGAGCAAAUAUCGCCCAAAGUCAGAGACAUGGAUGAAGCGGAGACCAUGGACCCUGCCGUGGUCGAGCAACUCUUCGAACAAGGACUGAUGGGCAUUGAAAUUCCGGAGGAAUACGGUGGUGCGGGGAUGAACUUCACGGCGGCGAUUGUGGCGAUUGAGGAGCUUGCUCGCGUCGAUCCUAGUGUCAGUGUUCUUGUAGACGUUCACAACACCCUAGUCAACACCGCUAUCAUGAAGUACGGUGACGCGCAGGCAAGACGCACAUGGCUGCCCAAGCUGGCUACUGGCACCGUCGGCUCUUUCUGUCUGUCGGAGCCGGCCUCCGGAUCGGACGCGUUUGCCUUGCAGACCAAGGCUGAGAAGACAGCCGAUGGGUACAAGAUCAACGGAUCGAAGAUGUGGAUUACCAACGCCAUGGAAUCCGGCGUGUUCCUUGUCUUUGCCAACCUUGAUCCCAGCAAGGGUUACAAGGGUAUCACCGCCUUCAUCGUGGAGAAGGAUACUCCGGGAUUCUCCAUUGCGAAGAAGGAAAAGAAGCUGGGCAUCCGGGCCAGCAGCACCUGCGUGCUCAACUUUGACGACGUCCUGAUCCCCAAGAGCAACCUGCUUGGUGAAGAAGGCCAGGGAUACAAGUACGCCAUUAGCAUUUUGAACGAGGGACGAAUUGGUAUCGCCGCCCAGAUGACCGGGUUGGCCCUCGGCGCCUGGGAGAAUGCCGCACAAUAUAUCUGGAAUGAUCGACGCCAAUUCGGCCAACUGAUCGGCGAGUUCCAGGGCAUGCAGCACCAGGUGGCACAAGCGUACACUGAGAUCGCAGCCGCCCGUGCGCUGGUCUACAACGCGGCACGCAAGAAGGAAGCGGGACAAGACUUCGUGCAAGAUGCCGCAAUGGCGAAGUUGUAUGCCUCGCAAGUUGCUGGCCGCGUGGCUGGCUCCGCAGUGGAGUGGAUGGGAGGCAUGGGCUUCGUGCGUGAAGGUAUCGCCGAGAAGAUGUUCAGGGAUAGCAAGAUCGGCGCCAUCUACGAGGGAACCAGCAACAUUCAAUUGCAGACGAUUGCCAAGUUGCUACAGAAGCAGUAUACUCGCUAA